AUGUCGGCCCCAACUGGCGUUCGUGGCCUUCUGGCGAAAUUCGAAAACAACAACGUCAGCAACGCAUCUACAUCUCCUCCGUCUCGAGGCCGUUCUCCUGCUGGGUCAGAUCACUCGUCGACCGCACGUCCGCUGUCGAAGGUCCGCGCCAGUUUCGUCGCCGUCGAACGCAGUAUACCAGGCAGCUCGGGGUCACCCUUGCUCGGAUUGAAGAGAGUCGGCGAGGCUGGAGACUACUUCAGUGCACCAAGAAGCGUUGCAGACGAUAUGGGAAGCCCAAUCGAUAGGAACGCUACCCGGACUCCGGUAGAGAACCUGGAGAAGAUGUCCCCCAGGAAAUGGGGCACCCCCCAGCGCCAGAAUAACCUCAAUGAAGUUGUAUCACCUCGAAAGACCUCUGAUCCUAUCGUCUCUAACAUUGACUCGGGGAAGGUUACUCUGGGCGGCAAGUCGAAGCCAGGAUUGGGCGUCAUCCUGAAGGGUUCGCCCUUUGAAGACUCCAGCGCACCCCCGAGCCCGGCCAAGGGACAGUCGGCCAGACAGGCUGCUAUGCAGGUGAAGAAGGCUCCAGCAGAGGAUAAGCAGAAUGGGAAGCCCAAGACGGCUGCUGUCUCCAAGAACAAUUCCCAGCGUGCAGCCAACAACACCACAGAGAAGAGCUCAAACAAUAGACCGGCACCGAAAUCUUCAGUGACAGGCUCCAAAUCGUCUUCUGCUUCAAAGCCUGCAAAGGCUCCGGCUACAACUGCAAAGGAAACUGCGCAAUCCCAGACGAUAACUGCGACGAAGAAGCUAAACAAAGUCUUACAAGAGCCAGCAAGCAAGCCAGCAACCACUACCAGCGGCAGCAGCAGCAGCAGGCCCAAGCAGCCUGAAUCGAAGACGGCGAGCCAGACAGCCAAAUCUACUCCUAACCUCAAAAAUGGCGGCCCCAAGUCUCCUACUCGCCCAUCGCGCAUUCAUCCCGCCGUGCUGGCACCAACAGCUUCAUCUGCUGCAAAAACACCCAAUGCACCACCCUCACGACCAUCAAGCCGAACCAGUGCAGCUACCACCGCCGCUACCAACACCAAAGCUCUCAACCGCAAACCAUCAACCUUAAGACCUACCACCACCGCCGCUUCUAGAACCACGGCUACAUCUAAACCUCCCGCCACCACAACCACGGUUCGCAAACAAGGUUCCCGAGCCUCCCUCGCACCACAACAUACAUCCUCCGGUCAUGACAGGCCAACCUCCCGCUCCAGCAUCCUCAGCUCGCGGCCAGUCGACGACUCAUCUUUGGCAAGGCUCAUACGGCCAACGGCAAGCUCAGCGAACAAGAGACAGGACAAGAUGGACAUUGUCAGCCCUCCUAGACUGGCUGCCAAACCACCGGCUAGAAAGUCUUCGGAUAAGGGUGCUCCCGCUGCUCAUACCGGAAGUCCCGUGAGAGUCAAGUCAUCUCGGCCACCUGUACGAACCGCUAGCGAAGAGCAUGUCAAGCAGGCCGCUCCUGCACCGGAGAUUGUCACUCCAAAGCUUGCAGAGCCGGUAGUCGCAGAAGCGAAGCCGGUAGAGCCCGAAGUGCAAGAUGCAGAGGUUGAAGCACCAGCUCCAGUUGAACCGCUGGAGGUAAAGUCAGAGGCCCAGCCAGAGACCCAGCCAGAGACUCAACCAGAGGAGACUCCAGAGGAAGUCCAUGCAGAGGGGGUCCAGCCUAUAGAGGCUAAGCCAGAGGAAAUUCAACCAGAAGUUCAACCAGAAGAAGUUAAGCUUGUGGAAGAAGCUCCUUCAGAGGAAGAAACCAAGCCAGACGAGGCUCAACCAGAGGAAGUUCAACCAGAAGAGUCUCAACCAGAAGAGUCUCAACCAGAAGAGUCUCAACCAGAAGAGUCUCAACCAGAGGAACCUCUCCCAAAAGAAGCAGAACCAGUGGAAGUUCAGCCGGUAGCAACUCCAGCGGUUGAGGUGUGA
This is a messenger RNA of Arthroderma uncinatum, 1956 nucleotides long. Its product is annotated as gamma-aminobutyric acid A receptor. The transcript has a single exon. NCBI's taxonomy places the organism in Eukaryota, Fungi, Ascomycota, Eurotiomycetes, Onygenales, Arthrodermataceae. The record is from RefSeq and is a predicted model, not a curated record. Bases 1 to 1956 code for a protein of 651 amino acids.